UUCUUGGAUAAUAAUACAAACUGUAAGUUGAGUGGAUGAAGAAGAUUCUAAAUUAAUAUUUAUUAUUGUGAUAUUACGAAAAAUCAGUGAUUUAACUUGUUGACUGGUAUAUGCAUGAUAGGUUACCGAUAGGUACCCGAUAUGUGACUAAUUGGUAUAUUUAAGUAGGGUUUUGUAUUAUUUAAAGCAAUAAAGAGUUUAACUUGCAGUGUAAUUCUAGUAUAAAUGUAUAAAUGCAUUUUAUAAAUUAUAAUAACCCGGAUUGAUAUGUUGGGGUUAAAAUCCAUGGUUCAAUCAGAAUUUGUUGUUGUAAUCAAGCGAUUGAUCACAUGAUUUCAGUAUUUAUAUUUCGCACUUUGUUUAUUUUUUUUUUUCCUUUCGUAAAAACCUUUCUCUUAAACUUUUUAUUUAAAACAAACUCUUUACUUAGUUAUUAUGAAAUAAUAAUAUUAUUAUAUUUUUUUAUUUAUUUUUAUAUUAGAAAUAAACAUAAAGAUAAUUUUAUUAUCAUUGCUACUUUCAGUAGAACUUUACAUAUUACAUAGUAUAAUUAUUUAUUUUUAAUGUUCAACUUUAUUUGAUUUUACGUAUGUAGUA
Molecule: messenger RNA, 597 nt
Organism: Rhizophagus irregularis DAOM 181602=DAOM 197198
Lineage: Eukaryota; Fungi; Glomeromycota; Glomeromycetes; Glomerales; Glomeraceae
Source: RefSeq, a predicted model, not a curated record